AUGAAUGUUGUAUUCCAUGAUGUGUCUGAGUUGCAUUCUGGGAAGGAGAAGUGGAGAAUUAUGGUCAAGGUCAUUCGGAUGUGGUAUAGCCAAGGCUUCGCCAGUUCCAAGCUUCCUCUGUCACUUGAGGUGGUUCUGAUGGAUUCUAAGGGUACCAAAAUCCAUGCCUCCAUCAAGAAGACAUUGAUGUACAAGUUUGAUAAGUUAUUGGUGGAUGGCAACGUUUACAGUCUUUCGUCGUUUGUUGUAGUCGAUAGUUUUGGGGAGUACAAAACCACCCGUCACAAUUACAAGAUCAGCUUCAUGUUUAAUACUGAAGUGCGUGCUUUGGAUAAGAACCCUAUGGAUAUUUUUCCUUACUCAUUUGUGUCUUUCGCUGAGAUUUUGUCUCCCGCCUUUGAUACAACAUUUUUAGUGGAUGUAAUUGGCAUACUAACUGGGGUUGGUGUUGAGAGGGAGAUUGUCACAAAUGGGAAGAAAUCAAAAAUGAAUGUUUUGGAAAUAGAAUCUGCAGGUUUGAGGAUUGAGUGUGCUGUGUUUGGAGUAUAUGUUGAUGAACUCAACAAUUUCCUUGGAGGCGGUGAUAUCAAUAACCCUGUUGUAAUUGUGCACUUUGCCAAAGUUAAAUCAUUUCAGGGGCACAACAGUUUACAAAAUGUCCACGGUGCUACUAAGAUUUUGUAUGAUCCAGAUGUUCCUAUGGUCGCUGUUAUGAAGACAAGGUUUCUUGAAUCCAGUGAGAGUGGUUCUUGGUCACUUAGCCAGUUGUCUGAAUCUAAAUCUGUUUCUGGGGAGGAUGAAUUUUUGGUCCCAAAUUUUCGUAAGACAAUCGCAGAAAUGAAGGAUCUGAAGAAUGAUUGUAUCUGUGUUGUGUAUGGUAUAAUUUGCCCCAUGGAAGAUGGUGUUGAAUGGUGGUAUACUGCAUGUCGAUGUAACAGAAAGGUGUAUGCUGAUGAAAAGAUGUAUUUUUGUGAGGGCUGCAACCGCCAUGUUAUCGCUGUCUAUCCUAGGUUGUAUGUCGAUCCUUACUUUGUAUUUACCAUUGAAGUAUUAGCGUUUUGUUUUUUAUGUUCUGCUUUCAAAUCUGAUAGGUAUCGUCUUCAGUUAGUGGUAGAAGAUGCCACUGGCACUGCUAAUUUUGUCCUUUUUGAUAAGGAAGCAUCACUGUUGGUGGGUAAAUCUUGCACUGAAAUGGUUGACGCAAGUGAGAAGGUUGUUGAUGUUUAACUUUAGUUACUUUACCG
Lotus japonicus is the source of this 1244-nucleotide messenger RNA. RefSeq lists its product as uncharacterized. Gene Ontology annotation, biological process: DNA recombination; DNA replication; DNA repair. The coding region runs from base 1 to 1227 and encodes 408 amino acids. The transcript has 6 exons. Lineage: Eukaryota; Viridiplantae; Streptophyta; Magnoliopsida; Fabales; Fabaceae. Gene Ontology annotation, cellular component: nucleus. The record is from RefSeq and is a predicted model, not a curated record. Gene Ontology annotation, molecular function: DNA binding.